UGUGAAUACAGGAGGAGCUCUGACAUCACUGUAGUUCAGUGAGAGACUCAGAGAAAGAGAAACUAACUUGAUCAACAGCAAUAUGAACACCUGAAACCAUUGAACUCUUUAAACAACUGAAUAUCGAGUCGUUCAGAGACCCUUGUGAACACAUCUGAUACUCACAGCAGGUCAUAGUUCAGAUUGCUCAGCUUUAAGAGGGAAAGAACAAUGGCAGAAUAUUCACUAACAGCAAGAAAAACCAGGAGACAGAGUAUUGACCAUCAUCCUCCAUUAAUGUCAUCCUCCAUGAGUUCACUGUCUGAGGAGAUUCAGUGCUCUGUAUGUCUGGAUGUGUUCACUGAUCCAGUCUCGACUCCAUGUGGACACAACUUCUGCAAGAUCUGUCUGAAUAAGUGCUGGGACAACAGCCAGACCUGCAGCUGUCCAUACUGUAAAGAAACAUUCAAGCAAAGACCUGAUCUCAAGAUUAAUACCACACUCCGAGAGCUCGUAGAUCACUAUAAGAAGAAAAGUCCUGAGAAAACAACUGAAGUUCUGUGUGACAUCUGUGAGGAAAGAAAGCUGAAAGCGCUGAAGUCGUGUCUGGUGUGUCAGAGCUCUUACUGUGAAACUCACCUGGAGCCUCAUUUGAGAGUAACACGUUUGAAGAAACACAAACUGAUGGAUCCUGUGAGUAAUCUGGAGGACUAUAUAUGUCAGAAACACGAGAGACCUCUGGAUCUGUUCUGUAGAGAUGAUCAGACAUGUGUGUGUUCAAUCUGCACCGAGACAGACCACAAGAACCACAACACUGUUCCUAUAGAAGAGGAGAGUCAAGAGAAGAAGACUGAACUGAUGAAGACACAGAAAGACGUGCAGCUGAUGAUCCAGAACAGAUUCAAGAAGAUUCAAGACAUCAAACACUCAGCAGAAGUCAGAAAAAGAAACACAGAGAAGGAGAAAGCAGUCCGUGUGGAGCUCUUCACUGAUCUCAUCCGCUCCAUUGAGAGACAUCAGACUGAACUGCUGGAGAUGAUGGAGGAGCAGCAGAAAGCAGCAGAGAAACAGGAGCAAGAGCUGAUUGAAGAGCUGGAGCAGGAGAUCACUGAGCUAAAGAUGAGAAACACUGAGCUGGAGCAGCUCUCACACACUGAAGAUCACCUCCACCUCCUACAGAUUCACUCAUCCCUGUGCAGCCCUAGAAACACCAGGAACUGGCCUGAGAUCAGUAUGAAGACUCAUGAGAGUCUGGAGACUCUGAGGAGAGCUCUGACUCAACUGAAGGACACUAUAGAUGAGAAACUCACACUAACUGUCUCUACAGAGCUGAAGUGGAUGCAGCAGUAUGCAGUGGAUGUGACUCUGGAUCCUGAUACAGCUCAUCCUAAUCUCAUUCUGUCUGAAGAUGGAAAACAAGUGAGACAUGGAGACAUUAGACAGAAACUCCCAGACAAACCAGAGAGAUUUGAUUACUGUCCCUGUGUCUUGGGAAAGGAGGGAUUCUCCUCAGGGAGAUUUUAUUUUGAGCUGCAGGUGAAGGGAAAGACUGAAUGGGGUUUAGGAGUGGCCAGAGAAUCCAUUAACAGGAAGGGAAAGAUCACAGUGAGUCCCAGAGAUGGAUACUGGACUGUGAUCCUGAGGAAUGGAGAUGAAUAUAAAGCCGGUGCUGGUCCUUCUGUCUCUCUGUCUCUGAGAGUGAAGCUGCAGCGGGUCGGUGUGUUUGUGGAUUAUGAGGAGGGUCUGGUCUCCUUUUAUGAUGUGGAGUCCAGCUCUCAUAUCUACUCUUUCACUGCUCAGUCUUUCACUGAAAAACUCUAUCCAUUAUUUAGCCCAUGGCUUAAUGAUGGAGGUAAAAACUCAAGCCCACUGAUCAUCACACCUGUCAGUUAUAAUAAAUGAAUUUAAUCAAUUAUCAAAUGCAAGAUUAAAAUAAUAAAUGUAUAAUUAAAAAUCUGGAAAAAUUA
Molecule: messenger RNA, 1946 nt
Organism: Carassius carassius (crucian carp)
Lineage: Eukaryota; Metazoa; Chordata; Actinopteri; Cypriniformes; Cyprinidae
Product: E3 ubiquitin-protein ligase TRIM39-like
Exons: 9
Coding region: 211-1881 (556 amino acids)
Molecular function (GO): zinc ion binding; protein binding
Source: RefSeq, a predicted model, not a curated record